AUGCUCAGAAAUGCUGCGCUUGUUCCGUUAGCAGUUUGCAGCGGCCAUUUCAAAGAGACCAUCACAGACAAGAGAGAGAUCAGAGAAGCACCCAUUCCCAAGAUGCUGGCACCCUGCCUUCUGAGAAGAGUGGUCCUUACAGUUCCUUUAGUUUUUGUGGUUUCACUGCUUCUUGCGGAGUGUGUUAGAUCUGAUCAAGAAGCGGGAACAGCCAUACCAGCUGAAAGUCGUCCCUGUGUUGAUUGCCAUGCGUUUGAGUUCAUGCAGAGGGCUCUGCAGGAUUUAAAGAAGACAGCGUAUAAUCUAGACACACGGACAGAAACUCUGCUUCUUCAGGUGGAAAAGAGAAAUCUGUGCGACUGUGUAACUGCAAAUCUGCUGAACUGAAUCCUGGAGGCCAGCUAAGGAGUAUCACCUGUUCAGAAAU
This is a messenger RNA of Gavia stellata (red-throated loon), 427 nucleotides long. RefSeq names its product neuropeptide-like protein C4orf48 homolog. The transcript is spliced from 4 exons. NCBI's taxonomy places the organism in Eukaryota, Metazoa, Chordata, Aves, Gaviiformes, Gaviidae. The record is from RefSeq and is a predicted model, not a curated record. Bases 1 to 387 code for a protein of 128 amino acids.